AAGCCAGUAACGGUAUACAUUUCAGUCGGUGACUUCGCUAGAGAGUAAAAAGUUACCAUCAAAUUACUCUCUCCAUAACAUGUACACGCACAACAGUUUCUGGUAGCUUCUGCUUGUGAUGUCACAUCACAACACCAGUAUCUAAUUCAUCAGCGAAAAUUAUUCUCAUAAACUAGGGCUUCUUCUUCUUCAAUCAAUCCUUGCAUCUGUUUGAUCCAUUCAUUUCAUAUAUCAAUGCCGCGCGCUUCGAAUUCCGGUGCCCUCCGCACCGCCGUUCGUGUCGUCGUCAUCGGAGAUCGCGGCACCGGUAAGUCAAGCUUAAUCUCCGCCGCUGCAUCGGAAUCGUUUCCGGAGAACGUUCCGUCGGUAUUGCCGCCGACUCGCCUUCCCGCCGAUUACUAUCCCGACGGCGUUCCGGUCAUUAUUGUCGACACUUCUUCAAGUAUACAGAAUAAGAGCAGAGUCGCUGAAGAAUUGCAACGAGCUGAUGCUGUUGUGAUCACUUACGCGUGCGAUCAGCGUGAAACGCUUACUCGCCUUAGUACUUUCUGGCUUCUCGAACUUCGUCGAUUGGAGGUAAAGGUACCGGUGAUCAUAGUUGGUUGCAAACUGGAUAUGCGGGAUGAGGGUUACCAUAUCAGUCUGGAGGAGGUGAUGGCACCUAUCAUGCAAAGGUUUCGGGAAAUCGAGACUUGUAUAGAGUGUUCAGCUGCCAAUCUUGUGCAGGUUCCUGAAGUAUUUUAUUACGCUCAAAGAGCAGUACUUCAUCCAACAGCCCCGUUGUUUGAUCAAGAAACACAGACUUUAAAACCCCGAUGUGUGAGAGCCUUGAAAAGAAUAUUUAUUCUUUGUGACGGCGAUGAAGAUGAUGCUCUGAAUGAUGCAGAGCUGAAUGAUUUUCAGGUCAAGUGCUUCAAUGCCCCUUUACAGCCUGCUGAAAUAGUUGGUGUCAAGAAAGUAGUCCAAGAGAAAGUACCUGAGGGUGUCAAUGACUUUGGACUUACACUGACAGGUUUUCUUUUUCUCCAUGCUCUUUUUAUAGAGAAGGGGCGUCUUGAGACGAUCUGGACCGUCUUGAGGAAAUUCGGUUAUAAUGACGAGAUAAAGCUCAGGGACGAAUAUAUUUCAAUUCCACUCAAACGAGCUCCAGAUCAGAGUGUGGAGUUAACAGGUGAAGCCAUGGAAUUUUUGAAAGGAGUCUUCAGUAUGUUUGACAAUGAUAAUGAUGGAGCUUUACGAUACUCUGAGCUGGAUGAUCUUUUUUCAACUGCCCCAGAGAGCCCUUGGGAGGAAUCUCCAUAUAAAGAUGCAGUAGAGAGAACUGCAUUAGAUCAUUUAUCUCUUUCAGGGUUCCUAUCUGAGUGGGAUUUUAUGACUUUGGUUGACCCAGCUCGAAGUUUGGCAAAUUUGAUAUACCUUGGAUACAACGGCGAUCCUGCAUCAGCACUACAUCUUACUCAAAGAAGAUUGUUAGACCGCAAGAAAAAACAAACGGAAAGAAAUGUUUUUAAAUGUCUAGUUUUUGGUCCUAAAAAAGCGGGAAAGACUGCACUGUUGAAUUCAUUCAUUGGAAGGCCCUAUUCAGAACAUUAUUUUCCAACAAGUGCAGGGAGUUAUGCAGUGAAUCGGGUGGACCGCCUUAGGGGAAAUAAGAAGACCCUCAUAUUGCAGGAAAUUCCAGAAGAUGGAGCUAAAAAGUUUUUGUCCAGUAGAGAGUCUUUGGCAGCUACUGAUGUAGCAGUCUUUUUGUAUGACAGUUCGGAUGAAUAUUCUAUGAAAAGAGCAGCAGAGUUACUUGUGCUAGUGGCCCGGCGAGGAGAAGAAAGUGGUUUCGGUGUUCCUUGCCUUUUUAUUGCAGCUAAAGAUGAUCUGGAUUCAUAUCCAAUGGCAAUAAAAGAUUCGGAGAUGAUUUGUCAGGAUAUGGGUAUACAUGCACCAAUAAGUGUCAGUGUGAAGGACGGAGAUAUGAAUAACUUGUUCUAUAGAAUUGUGAAUGCUGCCGAGCAACCUCAUAUUGGUGUUCCUGAAACUGAGAUUGGGAAAUACAAGAAGCGACACCGUCAGAUUCUUAAUCAUUCUCUUGUGUUCGUCUCAGUGAGUGCUGCUGUUACUGUGGUUGCAUUGGCAGCUUAUCGUGCCUAUGCUGCAAGAAAAAACGCCUCUGGUUAGGUAAAGUAAUAUUUUUGAACCUGUACCCAGCAGUUUACUUGUGUUCAUAAACGCCCUCAAGAUAAUUCUUGUAUAUAGGACAAAGUUACCGUUACUAUUGGAAAGCUGGAGACUUGUCCUCUUUCUUUUGUUGGUGUUUACACCACUAAUUUUUUUAUUGACAGUCUAUGAAAUAUAAAAGCACUUUAGUGCGUUUAAGUUGAUGAAA
Messenger RNA from Daucus carota subsp. sativus, 2377 nucleotides. RefSeq names its product mitochondrial Rho GTPase 1. Lineage: Eukaryota; Viridiplantae; Streptophyta; Magnoliopsida; Apiales; Apiaceae. Gene Ontology annotation, cellular component: mitochondrial outer membrane. The transcript is spliced from 14 exons. Gene Ontology annotation, biological process: mitochondrion organization. Bases 235 to 2169 code for a protein of 644 amino acids. Gene Ontology annotation, molecular function: GTP binding; GTPase activity; calcium ion binding. The record is from RefSeq and is a predicted model, not a curated record.